Brugia pahangi is the source of this 627-nucleotide messenger RNA. The record is from the annotation of a GenBank genome assembly. Lineage: Eukaryota; Metazoa; Nematoda; Chromadorea; Rhabditida; Onchocercidae.
AUGCCCAUAAUCGUUUUAUUGGGCUUCAGUUGGUUGUAUAUAAUCUGUACUACAACAAGAGCCACUCAGUAUAUUCAAAAUGAUGUAAGGAAUGGCACACGUUGGAUUUAUGUCGAAUUUUUUGAAUGUCCGUCAAUUCUUAAAAUCAAUGUGAAUACAAUUCGAGCAGCGUUAGCUCGCUGGAUCAAUGAAGAAUGUGCUACAGCUAUUCAAUGUAACCUGGUGAGUGCAGUGGAAGUAAAAAAUGUCUUGGUUGGCACUAUUUUCUGUGGCACACCAAAUAAUUUUAUCACAUUCCUUGUGCUAAGGAAUGCCACCACUUAUGCAUUUCUGCAAGCCAAUCACCUUGAUUUAAACAUCGUCGGUAAAGUAAUACAAUCCAGGGAACACUUAUUGUCUGCGUUGCUUCAUUCAGACUUGAAACUUGUCACGACACGAGUGUUCAAUGAAGAGACGAGUGGAGAUAGUAGUUUAUGCGGUCAUUUAUGCUGUGCUAUUGUAAUUUUAUCCUUUAUUGUAUUUGUUAUUACAUUUUUCACCAUAUAUUUUAAGCAGAGAAAUAUUAUGGAGCGCAAAUCUGUAAGUUCGAGUCAUUCCUUACUAGCUCUACAACUCCUUCGGAAUUAG